This is a messenger RNA of Cyprinus carpio (common carp), 3924 nucleotides long. Its product is annotated as NACHT, LRR and PYD domains-containing protein 3-like. NCBI's taxonomy places the organism in Eukaryota, Metazoa, Chordata, Actinopteri, Cypriniformes, Cyprinidae. The transcript is spliced from 8 exons. The record is from RefSeq and is a predicted model, not a curated record. The coding region runs from base 1 to 3288 and encodes 1095 amino acids. Gene Ontology annotation, molecular function: protein binding.
AUGGCGUCUGUCAAAGAGUUGCUUGUGUACAUGCUGAAAGAGCUGGAGGAAGCUGAGCUGAAGGAGUUUCAGUGGCACUUAAAGAAUCAUGAGUAUAUAUCAAAGUCUGAAAUGGAGAAUGCAGAUAGAUUAAAAACACUGGAUAAGAUGGUGGCAUGUUUUGGACCAGAAGAAGCUGUGAAGAUCAUGGUCAGCAUCUUGAGAAAGAUGCAUCAGAAUAAUCUGGCUGAGCAGCUGGAAAACAAACACAAGCAAGUUCUUCAGCAGCAGCAGCCUCUAGUCCAGUUUCCCGCUAACAGUGAAGAGCCAGGCCCAGUAACAUUACCAAGCACCAGUCAUGAGCCCAACACACCAGAAUGGGCAGGCUCAACUGCAGAUAAAAGUCAAGCUGCUCUUCAUGAUUACAUAAAUACCAGCCACAGACUGAAGAACAAAUUAAGUCAGGACUAUAAGCGGAUAUUGGUUGGUAAUUCUCAAACAGGUCAUCAGGAAUCUCUGAAUGAUAUUUACACUGAUUUAUAUGUGGUGGAUAAUGAGAUUGGAGGUAGAGUGAAUGACCCUGAAGUGAUACAGAUGGAAUCAAAUAACAACCGUUUGGCUGUCAAGGAGACGGCAAUCAAGUGUAAUGACAUGUUUAAAGCUCUGUGUGACACACAAAACAAAAUAGUGCUGACAAUGGGGAUCGCAGGAGUGGGAAAAACAGUAUCUGUCAAUAAAUUCAUCCUUGACUGGGCUGAAGGAAAAGAAAAUCAGGACAUAGUCUUCAUUUUUCCACUUCCAUUCCGUAGACUUAAUUUGAUUAAAGAAGAGUACAGUCUCAUGGAUCUGCUUAACAAAUACUUCUUUAGUGGUUCUGAAGAAUUGCCCUCUCUUCCUGAAGGUGAUGGUAAGGCUAUGUUCAUCUUUGAUGGCCUGGAUGAAUGUCGCUUCCCUUUGAGCUUUAAAGAGAAUGACAGAUUUACAGAAGUGCAUGAAAAAACAACAGUGACUAAGAUAGUAACAAACCUGAUCCAGAAACAUCUGGUUCCCUCUGCUCUCAUCUGGAUCACUUCCAGACCAGCAGCAGCCAGUCUGAUACCCCGUGUCUACAUUGAUCAAGUGACAGAGGUGCGAGGAUUCAACGAUGAGCAGAAAGAGCAAUACUUCAUAAAAAACAGCAGUCCUGAGGUUGCUGGAAACAUUAUAAGUCACAUCAAGAAAUACAGAAACCUGUACAUAAUGUGCCAAAUCCCCAUCUUCUGCUGGAUCUCUCUCACUGUACUUCAGCCUCUGCUGGCUCAAGAGAGCAAUGACAAAACACCCACAACUCUCACAGGGAUGUACAUAAACUUCCUACUCACUCAGCAGCAACAGAUCAAAACAAAAUACAGUGAUGCUCCUAAAUUAUUUGCCAAUGCAAAGGCCUUUGAUCAGAUUAUUUUGAAGCUUGGGAAACUGGCAUUUCAACAGCUGGAGAAAGGUAAUCUGAUUUUCUACAAAGAAGAUCUUGAGGAGUGUGGGCUAGAUGUUAGUGAAGGGUCUGUGUUCACUGGGUUAUGCACUCAGAUCUUUCAGAUGGAAAAAGAUGUUUCAGAGAGGAUGAUUUACAGCUUUGUACAUCUCAGCAUCCAGGAAUUCAUUGCUGCUCUCUAUGUGUGUUUUAUCAGCAAAGAUGGGAAAUCAAGCCUAUUUCUUCAGUCCUGUAGAAAAAAAGUAACAUGGAAACUGUUCAAAAAGCCACUUUUUCAGCUUCAUAAGACUGUAAUCAAGAAGGCUUUACAAAGUAAGAACGGACAUCUGGACCUUUUCCUCCGGUUCCUCCUGGGUCUUUCAUUGGAGUCAAACCAGAGUGACCUGAAGGAACUACUGCCAGGACUGGAACUCAAGACAGAGAACAUCAUACAGACUGCUUACUAUAUCAAAAAGAAAAUAAAGAAAGAGGAAUCAGUAGAGAGAACCAUCAAUCUCUUCUACUGUCUGGCUGAACUGAAAGAUGAGGAGGAAAUCCAGAAGAAUCUGUGCUCAAGAAAACUCUCAGCACAAAAUCUCUCCUCUGCUCAGUGGUCUGGCCUGGUGUUUCUGCUUCAGAUGUCAGAAGAGACUCAAGAGAACUUUGAACUGAGGAAAUACAGUAGAUCUGAUGAAGCACUUAUGGGACUGAUGCCAGUAAUCAAAAACACCAAAAGAGCACUGCUCCUAAGCUGUAAUCUCACUGCUCAGUCCUGUGAGAGUUUGUCAUUAGUUUUACAAUCCUCAAACUGUGUCCUGAGAGAGUUGAACCUGAGUAACAAUGACCUGCAGGAUUCAGGAGUGAAGCUUCUUUCUGGUGGACUGAAGAGCCCAAACUGUCAGCUGGAGAUACUGAGGCUCCUAAGCUGUAAUCUCACUGCUCAGUCCUGUGAGAGUUUGUCAUUAGUUUUACAAUCCUCAAACUGUGUCCUGAGAGAGCUGAACCUGAGUAACAAUGACCUGCAGGAUUCAGGAGUGAAGCUUCUUUCUGGUGGACUGAAGAGCACAAACUGUCAGCUGGAGAUACUGAGGCUCCUAAACUGUAAUCUCACUGCUCAAUCCUGUGAGAGUUUGUCAUUAGUUUUACAAUCCUCAAACUGUGUCCUGAGAGAGCUGAACCUGAGUAACAAUGACCUGCAGGAUUCAGGAGUGAAGCUUCUUUCUGGUGGACUGAAGAGCACAAACUGUCAGCUUGAGAUACUGAGUGUGGAUCAUGGAGGAGAGUUCAGGAUUUCACCAGGAUUACACAAAUAUGCCUGGUUUCUCACACUGGAUCCAAACACCGCUAACAAUAAUCUCAGCCUGUCAGAGGAAAACAGAGAGGUGACAUGGGGGAGAAAGAAACAGCGGUAUCCUGAUCAUCCAGACAGAUUUGAUGGUGUGUAUCAGGUGUUGUGUAGAGAGAGUGUGUGUGGACGCUGUUACUGGGAGAUUGAGUGGAAAGGAGAUGAAGAUUAUUUUAGUACUGGUGUGUUUAUAGCAGUGUCAUAUCAGAGCAUCAGCAGGAAGGGACGAGGUCAUGAGUGUUCGUUUGGAUGUAAUAAUCAGUCCUGGAGUUUGUACUGUUCGCACCUCCGAUACUCAUUCAUACACAAUAACAUAGAGACUGAUCUCUCUGUGAAGUUUACCAUCAGUCAUAGAAUAGGAGUGUAUGUGGAUCACAGUGCAGGAACUCUGUCCUUCUACAGCGUCUCUGACACAGUUAGCCUCAUCCACACAGUCCAGACCACAUUCACUCAGCCGCUCUACCCUGGGUUUCUUGUUUCUGUUGGAACAUCAGUGAAGCUGUUGAUCUGUUGAUGUAUCAGAACAGACUGACGAGAGAUUCAACCAAUAAUGCUUUCAGCUGUAUGAUCAAUCAGUAAGGGUUAUAGAUGUUAUAGUGUCUUCUUUUCUCUUCAUGACAUUAAUACUGCAGUUGAUCUUCUGUCAGUAUAGAUAUGUCAAAACAGAUGUGUUAUAAAUCAUCAUAUAGACGUAAGAUCAGUGUGUGAGUGACGAUCUGUGUGUCUGUGGUUUUCACAACCUCUAUUUGUGUUGGUGGAAAUCAGUUUUUAUUGUAGUCUCACAUCAGUCAUUUGUAUCAUUACUAUCGAAAUCACCUUUCAGUUGAAAAAGGACCUUUCACAAACCUGAUUCAAUGAGAACAUGUCAUUCUGAUAUCUUAUAAUACAUGUGAUUUGUCUCUGUUUGUGCACAAAUAAUUAAAAACAAUUUCAAAUUAACUUGUGGUCAGAUUGUAAUUGAUGAUGAAUAUGUGAAAUGUCUGAAUGCUGUAUGAAUAAUGAUCUGCACUUUCAAAUAUAAUAGAUUCCUCACAAAAUGACCUUCUAGAGAGUUUCUGACAUUAUAAAAUAUGACAUUAUUUACAGCAUAGACUUAAAUACCUAGAGGCCUCAUUGGCUGCUUUGAGCGGUUGCUGAGAUACGUAAACGC